Messenger RNA from Microstroma glucosiphilum, 3241 nucleotides. RefSeq names its product putative glutamate dehydrogenase, NAD(+)-specific. Bases 90 to 3101 code for a protein of 1003 amino acids. Gene Ontology annotation, molecular function: L-glutamate dehydrogenase (NAD+) activity. The record is from RefSeq and is a predicted model, not a curated record. NCBI's taxonomy places the organism in Eukaryota, Fungi, Basidiomycota, Exobasidiomycetes, Microstromatales, Microstromataceae. The transcript is spliced from 2 exons. Gene Ontology annotation, cellular component: mitochondrion.
GCCGCUGAACAGCUUGGCCGCACUCAAGAACUCCCUUGGUCUGCCCGUCCACAAGUCUGCCUCUGGCACUCACACGCCCGUGGUACCCAAUGCAAAAAACUACCUUUGCUGGAAAGCAGGAGCAGGCAGAGCAGGCAAUCGCCAAGAUUAGGGAGAACGGCUUCAUUCCUGCAGAGCUCGUAGAAGGUGAAGUCACUUGGUUCUACGACAACCUUGGCAUUGACAACCAGUACUUUGCCAUGGAAAGUGUCAGCACCAUCUGCGAUCACAUCAUCUCUCUCUAUGGAGCCAAGAUCCUCGCCUACACCAAGCACUCCGACUCGCUGGAGAUCGAUCUGGAGCAUGCCACAUCCAAUGGCGCCGUCUUCAUCCACUCCAGUCCCCCAGGAGCGAGCGACCCCGAUUCGGGAGCUAAGCCUCGAUACGAGAGCGUAAUUGAUGAAAAGUACAUCGAUAAGUCUACCACUUCUUCAGCCUGGCGACUCGAGACCUACCGAUCCAAGGGCAACGUUUCCUCCUCGCUGCCACAGCGCUUGCGAUGCUACUUCCUGUCCAAGUGCAACUUCGUACAGCCGGUUCCCAGCCCGGACUCCCCCGAGUACAGCGAUAUCCGCCGAGUCUCUGACGCCGGCUUCCUGUCCAAGGCGAGCAGCAACACCCUCGAGAUCUAUCAGGAUGUCAUGUCGGAAGCUCUCAGCCGUACGGGCCCAGUGAUCGAAGUCUUCCAGGUGGAGGGUACCCGUGAACACCGCAUCGUCAUCGGAUACCGCAUGGGAUCCACGCACGGCUUCUUUUCGGCUCUAUCUUCGCUAUACCACUACUACAGCCUAUUCUCCAGCCGCAAGUACGUCGAGCACUUCAGCAAUGAUGUCACAAUCGUAUCCCUCUACCUCAAUCCUCUCCCUGGCUCCAAGGCUCCACCCAUCGAGCACUCGAUCCACCAGGUCACGCGAGAGGCCUCUCUGGUCUACUGCUUGCCAGACAACCCAUUCUUCAAGGCUGAAGCAACCGAGUCGGCCUACGCAGUCCAAGAGGCAGCGUACGCCUACGUUGGCUGGCUCUUCGCACAGCACUUCUGCAACCGUCUCGGACAGGCCUACCAAGCCUUGCGCAAUGUCCUCGACGAGACGAAUCUGCAGCAGGCCUCCAUCCUGAAUGACAUCAAGUUGCGAUUCAGGGAGGAGACCUUCACUCGCCAGUCAAUUCAAGAGACCCUGCAGUCAUAUCCUGAGCUGGUACGCCUGCUUUACGUUCACUUUGCUGCUAUCCACUACCCGAAGGGAGGCGAUGAUGACGACCUCAUUCCCACGCUCUCGUACCAGCGAUUGGUCAAGGAGGAAAUCCUCACUGACGAGCAGAUGUACGACAGGAUCAGGAAGACGACUGUCAACCAGCACGAAUUCCAGGUCCUCGAGGCGCUUCUUUUGUUCAACAAGGCCGUCCUGAAGUGCAACUUCUACACGCCUACCAAGGUCGCUCUCAGCUUUAGACUCGACGCAAAGUUCUUGCCCGAGGCCGAGUACCCUGUCAGACCAUUUGGUAUCUUCUUCGUCGUCGGAUCCGACUUCCGUGGUUUCCACGUUCGCUUCAAGGACGUUGCUCGUGGUGGUAUUCGAGUCGUCCGUAGUCGCAACCGCGAGCUGUACUCGGUCAAUCAGCGAGGUCUCUUCGAUGAGGUCUACAAUCUGGCACUCACACAACAGAAGAAGAACAAGGAUCUUCCCGAAGGAGGCAGCAAAGGUGCUAUCCUCCCCUCUCUGGACGCCAACCCGCGUCUGUGCUUCGAGAAGUUCUGUGACUCUUUGAUCGAUCUCUUGCUCGAGGGUCAGUCUCCAGGUGUCAAGGAGAAGAUCGUCGAUCUAGUUGGCAAAGAGGAGAUCCUCUUCCUUGGUCCCGAUGAGGGGACAGCCGACUGCAUGGACUGGGCUGCCGGCCAUGCUAGGGAGCGUGGAGCUCCCUGGUGGAAGUCCUUCACCACUGGUAAGACCGCUGCCACAUUGGGCGGUAUUCCUCAUGACGUCUGGGGCAUGACCAGCUUGUCUGUACGACAAUAUACCACUGGCAUCAUGCGCAAGCUUGGUCUAAAGGAAGAGGAGGUGACGAAGGUCCAGACUGGUGGACCAGAUGGUGACUUGGGCUCGAACGAGAUCCUGCUCAGCACAGACAAGACUGUAGCUAUCAUCGACGGCAGUGGAGUCAUUCAUGACCCUCAGGGUCUCGACCGAGAAGAGCUGACUCGCCUGGCGCGAGGACGCAAGAUGAUCUCUGACUUCGACAUCUCGCGAUUGAGCAAGGGUGGCUACCGGGUCUUGGUGGAAGAGAAUGACGUCAAGCUACCUAGCGGAGAGAUCAUUCCCGACGGUGUGCAAUUCCGCAACCAAGCCCAUCUGCUCUUUAAGGCCGACCUCUUCGUUCCUUGCGGAGGUCGUCCCGAGUCGAUCAACAUCAGCAACGUCAACAGGCUGUUCGAUGCAGAGGGCAAGCCCCACUUCAAGUACGUCGUGGAAGGUGCAAACCUCUUCGUCACUAAGCAAGCACGAACAGAGCUGGAGCGAAGAGGUGUCAUCCUCUACCCAGACGCGAGUGCCAACAAGGGUGGAGUCACCUCCUCUUCUCUCGAGGUCUUGUGCGGUCUCAGUCUGAGUGAUGAGGAAUACCAGGAGCUAAUGGUCUUCAAGGACGGCAAGCCUUCCAAGUUCUACCUUGGGUACGUGCGCGAUGUACAGAACAUCAUUGCACAAAAUGCCCGCAAGGAGUUCGAAGCCAUCUGGCGCGAGUCGCAAGCUACUUCGCUACCUCGUUCCCUCAUCUCAAGUCAACUCUCCGACGCUCUCAACUCCCUCUCCGAGGAGCUCGAGGGCACCAACCUCUUCCAAAAUGUCACCAUCAGGAACGCCGUCCUCUCCCACGUCUUCCCUGGUGUUCUGCAGAGGAAGAUUGGACUGGAGGCGGCCAUUGAGCGGAUUCCCGAGGCGUAUGCAAAGAGCGCCUUUGCCGCUUGGCUAGCGGCAGACUUCGUCUACAAGAAUGGACCUCAGGCAUCGCAUGUCAGCUUCUAUCAGCACCUUACCAACCUCUCGGCUUCAGCACCUACGUCAUAGUAGCGUAAAGCACAACAAGUAGACGUGCAGGGAAAAGAAGGGGGGGGUGCAAAUUUGGAUUUGGAUGAAUGGGACCUUGACUUGUUUCUCAUGUGGGCUUGUGAAUUUUAUAAAUGUCACUCAAGAUUUCUUUCUCCCUU